AUGGCCUUCAACUUCAACUGGUCGCCGUUGAUGGCGGAUGCGGGUUUUUACACCCGUGCCCAGGAUCUCUUAACUGCGGCGCUCAAUAAAUCGCCCAAGCCGCCCAUCAUUGUCGAUGACAUUAUCGUCACGGAGCUGAACCUCGGGUCGAUACCACCGGAGCUGGAGAUUUUGGAGAUCGGAGAUCUGGCGGAGGAUCGGUUUCGCGGCAUCUUCAAGAUGUCCUAUAGCGGCGAUGCCUUCCUAACCCUGAAGACACGGGUGCAGGCCAACCCGCUGAAUACUUAUCUUCUGACCCGGCCUGCUUUUGCAUCGCCGCAGCCGCUGGCUGCAGCGACUCCAUUGACCAUCCCACUCCAGAUCACCCUCUCCGAUUUUCGACUGUCCGGAUUCAUUAUCUUGGUGUUCUCGAAGCAGAAGGGAAUUACACUCGUCUUCCGGAAUGAUCCGUUGCAAUCGCUGAAGGUAUCGUCGACCUUCGAUUCCAUCCCUUUCGUCCGCGACUAUCUACAGAAGGAGAUCGAGGGACAGCUGCGGAUAUUGUUUAUGGAUGAGUUGCCUGCGAUUAUCCAUCGAUUGUCUCUGCGUCUGUGGGUCCCAGAGUAUCGUACCGCAGAACUGGAGCAGAACAAGGUCGACAAUGUGUCGGGAGAAGGACCAGGGCACGAUCCCUUGGCCAGCCCGCCACAAGAUCCGGUGGACGCUUUUGGGAAUCCGUUGAAUGCUUCAGAGAUUGCCUCUUUGUCAUUGGACUCGGGCGUGGAAACACAUUCUCUAUUUUCGCGGAAGAAUCUGCUACGUCUUGCUACCCUCACGGAUUCGCAGCGGACCUUAUCUCUCUUCACACCAUCCAUCCGAGAAGUAGUCUACCGUGCUUGGACAUCUCCUUCAGACCAGGCAGACGGUUCUGCAAGUGUUGCGUCUCCCAUGAGCCCCUCCCUGUCCAGGACACAUUCCAACGUGGGCUCGACCUACUCCUUCCAGGACUCUGCCAGUACAAUCUCUAUGCAGAGCCGGCCAUCGAUGGCCAGUCAUAGUUUCAGCGGAUACGGGCUGAGUCUCGGAUCCGGUCGUCACUCGAAAGCGCAUUCGCGAAGACGCAAGAAGCGUGUGGUAGAUCUGCGCCGUCCCAAGACCACCGAUGAUGCUGAGAGCAUGAGUGGAGACAGUGCAUUUACGGAAUCGACGAGUGCGCCCUCUGUAUGCUCAGCCCCUGUGUAUUCCGUUCCUCCUCCCAUUAGCGAAGAGGCGAAUGACGAUCCUGUGACACCGCCCUUGUCCCCGCAGGAUGGUUUGAGCUUGCCCUCGAUCCCAGAGCGACGGAGAACCAGCAAUUAUCGGCCUGUGCAUCCCCGGCCGUUCCCGGCAGAGUUUAUGGGAUCUUCGUCUAUGCCCCCGAGGAACGCUGCGGACAACAGCCGCCUAUCUAAGACGGACGAUAUUGAGACUACUCCUCGGGCACCCGCUCAUGCGGAACAUCGCCCUUUACAGAUUUCCGAGAAACGUGAACCGGAACCGUCUGCCGGACCUUCGCGUCCCCUUCCUGCAUCUAUCCUUUCUUUCAACGAAACCGCCCUCCACGGUGGUGUCGUCGACCAGGCUUGGGUGACCAAGAUGGCGAGUGAGAUCGCCCGGCGGAUGCAGGAAGAUAAAAUGUCGGCCAACCAGUGCAGCAGCUUCUGGGAUCGCCGCAAUUUUGAAGAAGCCCCUCCAGCUUACGGCCAGUGA
This is a messenger RNA of Paecilomyces variotii, 1728 nucleotides long. RefSeq lists its product as hypothetical. Gene Ontology annotation, molecular function: lipid binding. Gene Ontology annotation, cellular component: ERMES complex. The record is from RefSeq and is a predicted model, not a curated record. The coding region runs from base 1 to 1728 and encodes 575 amino acids. Lineage: Eukaryota; Fungi; Ascomycota; Eurotiomycetes; Eurotiales; Thermoascaceae. The transcript has 2 exons. Gene Ontology annotation, biological process: phospholipid transport; mitochondrion organization.